AUGUCGUUUCUUUGGAAAUUUUUAGGCUUAUCAGAGGAAGAAAGUAAGAAAAGACAAAGAGAAUCAUGCAGUCCAAUUCCAGAACCACAUCCUUUUGCAGAUGCUGUAAGAAAACCCCAAGAAUUUUCUAUUAAUCCAAUGAAAAUUUCUGAAAAAUCUAAUUAUUCAGUUCAAGCUGGACCAUCAUUGUCUAAAUUUAAGGAUACAUCAAUUGAAACAGAUAUUUCAGUUCCAACAGAUUAUAGACCAAAUUGGGAUGAAGAAUUUCGUGAAAUUGCAAUUAAUAUUAGACGAUCAUUUGAUAGAGCUUCAAAUACAACCACAAAUACCCAAAUUGUUCCGAAAGAAGUUCAAAAUGAACAGAAAAUUAUUCCACAAGUUGUAUCUCCUGCACCAACCAUUACUGAAAUUGCUAAAUCAGAAAAUAAUACACAAGCAUUACAGAAUGAUAAUGAUUCUACUACAAAUCAACAACAAUCUGAAGAAUCCAAAGAAUCAACCACAGAAUCUUCUCAAAAUUCUACCAGUAGUUCAUCUACCAAUAGUUCUUCAUCUCAGUCUGAUACAGAAAGUCAAAAAUCAGAAUCACAAGAAUCUUCUGAAUCAGAACAUGAAGAAGAGAAGCCAAAAGAACCAGAGCCAGUUAGAAAACUAGGUUUUGCAAAUCUCCGCCCAGUUGCACCAAAGCAGAAAGAUUCUGACUUUUCUACUUUUGAUUUUUCAAUGGGAUCAGCUUCAAAACCAGAAACUCAGAGCUCUUCCAGACAAUUAGCUAGAAGUGAUUCAGAUUCUUCAGAUAGCAACUCUGAUUCUGAUAAAUCUGACUCAGAUUCUGAUUCUGAUUCUAGUUCUGACUCAGAUUCGGAUUCAAAUAAGAAGAAGAGUUCACAACCCGAAAAACAGCAAGAAUCCAAGGAUACAGGCUUCACAUACCAAGAUCUUCUUAAGAAACACUUAGAUUCUAAGAAAUCCCAGAAUUCGACAUCAGCAUCGAAUAAUUCAGCAAGUGGAUUCAAUACGGACUUCUCUAAGAAGAGGCCUCCAUCAUCUGGAUUUAGCUACAAAGGCUACAAACCACAAACUCGCGAAAAAGGAAGACCAACACGCGGAAGAGGCGGAAGAUCAAACUAUACAAGACGCUCUUAUAAUAACGAUAGUGAUUCAGACUAA
Trichomonas vaginalis G3 is the source of this 1170-nucleotide messenger RNA. RefSeq lists its product as uncharacterized. The record is from RefSeq and is a predicted model, not a curated record. The coding region runs from base 1 to 1170 and encodes 389 amino acids. The transcript has a single exon. NCBI's taxonomy places the organism in Eukaryota, Parabasalia, Trichomonadida, Trichomonadidae.